AUGACGGAUAUGAAUGCGCCGGAAAUAGUCCAGAAGUCUAUGAAUGAAUUAAUAACGUUAAACAAUCCUAAUGGAACCAUAAAAGGCAAAAACAAAAAAUUGACGGAUGCAGAAAAAGCCAUGAAUAGGGUGGAAGAGCCUAAAGAAUAUCGUCCGAAUGUACGUCAUCGACCGAAUGUUCUAAGGUUGAAGGGUUCGGUUUUACCAAGUGUCAUUAUACCAACUAUAAUGGUAACCAUAUUUGCCGCUAUUAUCACAAUUCUCUUUGAAGUAUAUGAAAUUAAAUUAAGUAUACCCAACACAUUUACCCCCAUCAUUGGUAUUGUGGUUGGUCUUUUGCUCUCUUAUAGAACAAACACAGCUUAUGACAGAUUUUGGGAAGGACGAAAACUUUGGUCCACGAUGGUGGUGCAUAUUCGUAAUUUGACACGAAAUAUUUGGGUAGGAGUAAGAGAAGAUAAAAUAAUUAUCGAGGGAGGAAAAGUAUCUUCCAAAGUUGGAAAAUCACAACCAGAAAUAAUUUUGGAAAAGGCAACCGCAAUAAAUUUAUUACUCGGAUUUGCAGUGGCAGUUAAACAUUUUCUUAGAGAGGAAACUGGAACUAAUCAUGCAGAUCUAGAAUAUUUAAUUUCAAAUAUUGGAGGAACUUUAAAAUCAUUUAAACCUUUAGCGGCUAAAGAUGCUAAUACCUCUAAUGCACGUAAAAUUGGAUGGUUUACUAAAAUCUUUCAAAGUAAACUUAAGCCUCAUCAAAGAAAAUUUAAUCCUAGUUCUUUGGAAUGUAACCUUCCUUUGGAAAUUACUCUUUACCUUUCUUCUUAUAUUAAAACUCAGUUAGAUACAAAGAGAAUUGAAAAUCCCCUCAACAAUCAGUUGUACACGUCCCUUAAUGGUUUAUGUGAUUGUUUAUCACACUUUGAAAGAAUUCUUAGAAGUCCUAUUCCCUUGGCUUAUUCCAUCCAUCUUUCUCAAACUGUUUGGGUUUAUUGCCUUACUUUACCUUUUCAGUUAGUUGCUUCCGUUCAUUGGUCCACCAUUGCCGUUGUAUUCUUCUCCUCUUAUAUUUUGUUUGGAUUAGAACGCAUUGAAUUAAAAACCAUUUUAUCUCAUGAACCUCCACGCGUUGAUGAUUGGAUCAACGCCGACGAAAAUCUUCUUGUAAAAGAUAAGGGUAUUACAGCCUCUGAUGCUGCAAAAAAAUCAAUGGAAGAAGUAAGGACUUUACUUGUAGUAAAAGAAGAGAUAGGAGCUGACGGAGAAUAA
Messenger RNA from Funneliformis mosseae, 1263 nucleotides. The record is from the annotation of a GenBank genome assembly. Lineage: Eukaryota; Fungi; Glomeromycota; Glomeromycetes; Glomerales; Glomeraceae.